This is a messenger RNA of Neltuma alba, 2485 nucleotides long. Its product is annotated as receptor-like protein 9DC3. Gene Ontology annotation, molecular function: protein binding. Lineage: Eukaryota; Viridiplantae; Streptophyta; Magnoliopsida; Fabales; Fabaceae. Bases 1 to 2244 code for a protein of 747 amino acids. The record is from RefSeq and is a predicted model, not a curated record. The transcript has 2 exons.
AUGGCAUUUCGAAUCAUUAUCUGUUUCUACUUGUUCCUUCUUUCUCUUUCCCUUUCUUCUUCUCUCAAACCCCCAUUAUGUAAUUAUCAUGAUUCCAUUGCGCUUCUUCAUUUUAAAAACUCUCUCUCUCUUAAUCAUUCUGCUUCGAUGGAGUGUGAUGAGUUUAAGAACACAUCUUAUCCAAAGACAGCUUCGUGGGGAAAUAAUUCAAACUGUUGCUUGUGGGAUGGGAUCAUGUGUGACUCCAUGUCUGGUCAUGUGAUUGGUCUUGACCUUAGCUGUAGUUGGCUCAAAGGUCAACUCCAUCCAAACAAUAGCCUCUUCCAACUUUCUCAUCUCCAAACACUCAACUUGGCUCACAACAAUUUUAGAGGAUCUUUGAUAUCAUCUCAUUUCGGUGGUCUUUCCACUCUCAUGCAUCUAAACUUAAGCUGUUCUGUUUUUGCUGGUGAAAUUUCUCCUAAAAUUGCAAAAUUGUCUAAGUUAGUCUCUCUUGAUUUGUCUUUGAAUGGAUUUUCCUCAUAUGAUGAAUGGUUAAGUUUAAGACUUGAACCAUCCACUUGGGAGAAGCUUGCUCUAAACAUGACUGAUAUGAGAGAACUUGUUUUAGAUGGUGUAAAUAUGUCUUCCAUUGCACCAAGCUCCUUGUCUUUGAAGUCACUUAAUAUUUUGAGUCUUAAACGUUGCCAAUUUGAUGGGCCUAUUCCUACAAGUUUUGGAAACCUUACUCAAUUAACUAAUUUGAACAUUUUAGAUCUGUCCUCUUGCAACAUCAAUGACUUUCCUAAACAAUUAGGAAGCCUUCAAAAUUUGAAGGGGUUAUAUCUUUCCAAUAACAAAAUUCGUGGAGAUAUUCCCCAAUGGUUCAAUAACGUAGGGAAUGGUUCUUUGGAUGCUUUGGAUCUCUCUCAUAAUAACUUGACAUCAGCUAAACAUCUUUCAAUGAGAAACUUGAGGUUUCUUGAUCUCAGCUUCAACUUGUUGCUAGGAAAUCUCCCAAUUCCAUCCUUUGAUGUUGAAUUCUUUUCAGUGUCCAACAACAAAUUCAGUGGACACAUUUCUUCCUCAUUUUGCAAUGCAAGCUCACUUGAGAUACUCAUCUUAUCCCACAACAACUUGUCGGGCCACAUCCCAAAGUGCCUUUUUGCUCUUCCCAAUCUUGAGAGUUUAGAUCUGCAGAUGAAUAAUUUUGUCGGAUCUAUACCGGACAAUUUUUCUAGAAGCAAUUAUUUGGAAUCUUUGCAUUUGAACAACAAUCAAUUUGAGGGACGGUUGCCUUUGUCUUUGACCCAUUGUAAGCAAUUACAAAUUUUAGAUGUGGGAGCAAACAAGAUCAACGACAAAUUUCCUGAUUGGCUUGAAGGCUUACCAGAGCUACAGGUACUCAUUUUAAGAGAUAAUAAGUUCUAUGGUGCCAUUCAUAGUUCCCACACCAAACAUCCUUUUCCCAUGUUAAGAAUUUUCGAUGUUUCCAACAACCGUUUUAUAGGAUCUUUGCCAAUAACAUACAUCAAGGAAUUUAAAGGAAUGAUGAAUGUUGACUUUGUUUCAACCACACUAGAUUACUUGGAAAUCCGUAAUGCAUCUUAUCAGUAUCAAGAAUCAGUGAUGGUCACAUUGAAAGGUGUUGAUUUGGAGUUGGUAAAGAUCAUAACUACAUUCACAUCCAUUGAUUUGUCAAAAAACAUGAUUGAUGGAGAGAUUCCACAUGUUAUUGGUGAGCUGCAUUCACUUAAGGGGCUUAAUCUCUCCCACAACAAAAUCACUGGUCCGAUUCCUCAAUCCAUUGCAAACUUGACAAACCUAGAAUCAUUGGAUUUAUCAUCAAACUUGCUUAAAGGUGAGAUUCCUCUUGCACUAGCAGAUCUCAACUUUCUUGAAGUUUUGAAUCUUUCACAAAAUCAGCUUGUCGGAGAAAUACCAACAGGUAAGCAGUUUGAUACAUUUUCACAAGAUUCUUUUGAGGGAAAUUUAGGACUGUGUGGAUUUCAAUUGUCAAAAGCAUGUAAUCAUGAUGAAGGGAAAUUACCACAACCAACUUCGUCAAGUAAUGACAAAUUUGGAUUUGGUUGGAAACCAGUGGCUUUGGGAUAUGGAUGUGGGAUGGUGUUUGGAAUAUUCAUGAGUCAAGUUAUUUUCUUAACCGGAAAACCUAAAGAGCUUGUCAGAAUUUUUCAAGCCAGGCCUAAGAAACAAGCAAAAAGGACAAGGAAAAGAGCCCAUCAGGAUCAAAGAGUGAAUUAGGCACAAAAUGUGGCUUCGUGUGAUAUAUUAUGUCAUCUUUUUUUCCAUGUUUCCACUAUGGUUAUUAUUUCAUGUUUCUUAAAUAUCUUGUCAGUGAUUGGAAUGUAAUGUACUGUAUAUUUUAAUGAUUGUCUUUCCCCUUUUCUUUUUUUAAUGAAUUUCAAGUGAUUUGCCUUCAUUUGUAUGCUAUGUACUAUUUGAUCAUCAUGUGAAUAAAAUUUUCCACGUAUUAGCAACUUUU